Ceratitis capitata (Mediterranean fruit fly) is the source of this 849-nucleotide messenger RNA. RefSeq names its product glutathione S-transferase 1-like. NCBI's taxonomy places the organism in Eukaryota, Metazoa, Arthropoda, Insecta, Diptera, Tephritidae. Gene Ontology annotation, biological process: glutathione metabolic process. Bases 87 to 761 code for a protein of 224 amino acids. Gene Ontology annotation, molecular function: glutathione transferase activity. The record is from RefSeq and is a predicted model, not a curated record. The transcript has a single exon.
GGAAUAAGCUUUUAGUUGCAUUUCAGCGUUUGCGGUGAUCAGAGUUCGCUUGUGUGCGGGAAAAUACAAAAUAACCAAAUUGAAUAAUGACAGAUAAAAUCAUUCUCUACGGUUUGGAUAAGAGUCCACCGGUACGUGCUGUCUUACUCACUUUGAAGGCAUUAAAUAUAGACUACGAAUAUGUGUCAGUGAAUCCACUUAAGGGUGAACAGAAAACGGAGGAUUACCUGAAGAAGAAUCCCUCCCAUACAAUACCACUACUCGAAGUUGAUGGCAGACACAUUGCCGACUCACAUGCCAUUAUCGCUUUUUUGGCUAGCAAAUACGGCAAGGAUGACAAACUCUAUCCGAAGGAUCUCUACCAACGUGCGGUUGUCGAUCAACGUCUGCAUUAUGAGAAUGGCGGCAUAUUUAGUAACGUCAUAAGAAAACAUCUACGCCCACUGGGUAUGAAUCAGUAUACACAAGAAGACGCCGAAGCGGCAAUAAAAGACAUUAUCGAUGUAUAUGAUGUGCUUGAGGCGUAUCUAAGCGAAAAUAAAUAUAUAGCCGGUGAACACUUAACGAUCGCUGAUUUGAGUAUUCUAUCAUCGGUGUCAGCGUUGGAUAUUGUCGUACCAUUUAAUGCCGAAAAAUGGCCGAAAUUUUAUGCUUGGUUUGCUGAAUUAAAGAAACUGCCAUAUUAUGAAGAAGUCACUGCUAAAGGAUUGAAAGAAAUCGAAGACGCACUUAAGCCGGCAAUGGAGAAAUAUAGAAAAUAAAAAGAAAAACAAAAACAAAAAAAGCAAUAAAUUAAUUUUUAUAUUGCAAUUUCUAGUCUUAAAUAAAUUUAAAUAUUUAUGUAAAUAA